GGUUUCGCGGCUGGCUACUUGACGGCCACAGCUUUAUCAUGGUGAUGGGAUUGCUUUUGUCGUGCCCAUUCCCCCUCGCCGCUUCACUCAUCACCACCCUUGAUCCCCUCGCACCAACCCCCAACCCCGCAGCACCCAACCUCACCUCGCCCGGCCCCUUGUUUCUAUUCUGGCUGUUCCGCGGCCUGGACGCUGGACGGGCUGCACCCCAGAGCCGAGCACACGGCAGCCUCGCUGGCAACCGACGCCGCCACGCACCACGUUAUCCGCCAUAUCUUCUACUAAGCCCUAGCCAGCCUGCUGCGUCUGAGUCCGCUUCUGCUGCAUCCAUGUCCCCUUGGUCCCUCCUUCCCAAUCAUCCUCGCUGUUCCCCAAUUGCCGCCGCUGCUCCGUCCUGCCUGUCCUGCUUUCUGUUGCUAUCCUUAUCCUGUCCGCUUCCUCCGUCCUGCACGUGACUUGCAGAGACACAAAAAAAUCUCUGUCCUCCCCCAUCCUGGCCCAGCCUCGCGCAUUGCCCAUGUGAGUUACACAAACUUUCCGGACCACCUGCAUGCCGUCCAGUCGCCUCAAUGGCCUGUUGACGCGAGUAUUCGAGGCUGCUUUUGUCUGAUUGGACGCCACCUGGGUUUAGCAAUACAUGCGCUGACAAGUGUGGUUGGCUCCCAGCCUAGUACAACGCGCACCGCCCCGACUCAGAUCGCUGAUACACGC
Messenger RNA from Bipolaris sorokiniana ND90Pr, 711 nucleotides. RefSeq lists its product as uncharacterized. The transcript has a single exon. Lineage: Eukaryota; Fungi; Ascomycota; Dothideomycetes; Pleosporales; Pleosporaceae. The coding region runs from base 39 to 455 and encodes 138 amino acids. The record is from RefSeq and is a predicted model, not a curated record.